UGCCGCUGGCCCGGAAGCGCUCGGGCGCCGGCGGCGCGGGCGCGAUUGAGCGCAGGCGCCGGCCUCCGGGCGCAAUGGUCUUCCUCACCGCGCAGCUCUUGCUGCGGAACCGCGUCACCGACCGCUACUGGCGGGUGCAGGAGGUGCUGCAGCACGCGCGGCACUUCCGGGGACGGAAGAAUCGCUGCUACCGGUUGGCGGUCAGAGCGGUGACCCGAGCGUUUGUGAAAUGCACGCGGGCCCGCAGACUGAAGAAGAGGAUCAUGCGGACGCUCUGGAUUAAUCGAAUUACAGCUGCAUCCCAGGAACAUGGCCUGAAGUACCCAGCAUUCAUUAUCAACUUAGUUAAGUGCCAGGUGGAGCUCAACAGGAAAGUGCUUGCGGAUCUAGCCAUCUAUGAACCAAAGACUUUUAAAUCUUUGGCUGCUCUGGCCCAGAGGCGACGACAGGAAGGUUUUGCUGCUGCCUUGGGGGAUGGGAAGGAACCUGAAGGUGUAUUUUCCAGAGUGGUGCGGUACCAUUGAGAGGCUCUGGCACGGCUUGCCCCGGGCGGCUGAGUGUCUUAAGAAAACGUUUUUCCCCCUGAUGAUCGGUAACUAACACGGGCUAACAAUUAUGUCAAUAGUUUGCAAGUUUGGUUUGUAGUUGUUUUCAUUUCAGUAACAGGUGUGAGAGAAAAGCUAUGACUUCCCUCAUUGGAACAGAUCAGAAGUACCUCACGUAGAUUGUGUGAAUAAAGUUUGUGUGGUCAGCA
Messenger RNA from Manis javanica (Malayan pangolin), 754 nucleotides. It is a transcript of the gene MRPL20, whose product is annotated as mitochondrial ribosomal protein L20. The record is from RefSeq and is a predicted model, not a curated record. Gene Ontology annotation, molecular function: rRNA binding; structural constituent of ribosome. NCBI's taxonomy places the organism in Eukaryota, Metazoa, Chordata, Mammalia, Pholidota, Manidae. Gene Ontology annotation, biological process: translation. Gene Ontology annotation, cellular component: ribosome.